UUAGAUACACAUCACACACUCCCUCCCACCUCCACCCACCUGCAAGCAAAGCAAAUCCAUUCUCAUCUUCCAACCAUGUACGGCCGGGAUCCAUGGGGCGGCUCCCUCGAGAUCGCCGGCGACUCCGCCACCGACGACGACCGCAGCCGCAACCUCCACGACUUCGACCGCGCCGCCCUCUCCCGCCAGCUCGACGAGACGCAGCAGAGCUGGCUCCUCGGCCCCGGCGAGCAGAAGAAGAAGAGAUACGUCGAUCUCGGCUGCAUUAUCCUCAGCCGCAAAUUAUUCCUCUGGAUCGUCGGCUCCAUCCUCGCCGCCGCCGUACUCGCGGGAUUCGUCACUCUCAUUGUCAAGACGGUGCCCCGCCACCACCCCCGCCCUCCGCCGCCGGAUAAUUACACCCUCGCCCUCCGCAAAGCCCUCGUCUUCUUCAAUUCUCAGCGCUCCGGAAAGCUUCCGAAGCACAACAACGUGUCAUGGCGGGGGAAUUCGUGCCUAAACGACGGCAAAUCGGAUUCGUCGACUCUGUUCAAAGACCUCACCGGCGGUUACUACGACGCCGGCGAUGCAAUCAAGUUCAAUUUCCCCCAAUCCUUCUCCAUGACGCUCCUGAGCUGGAGUGUGAUCGAGUACCGCGCAAAGUACGAAGCCGCCGGCGAGCUCAACCACGUCAAGGAAAUCAUCAAAUGGGGAACAGAUUACUUCCUCAAAACCUUCAAUCACACCGCCGACACAAUCGAUCGGAUCGUCGCUCAGGUCGGAAAAGGCGAUACCCGCGGCGGAUCGGAAGAACACAACGAUCACUACUGCUGGAUGCGACCGGAAAACAUCGAUUACGACCGUCCUGUUACAGAAUGCAGCAGCUGCUCCGAUCUGGCGGCAGAAAUGGCGGCAGCUCUGGCCUCUGCAUCCAUCGUUUUCAAGGACGAUAACAGAGCUUAUUCACAGAAGCUCGUCCAUGGCGCCCGGACUCUGUUCAAAUUCUCGAGGGAUCAGCGGGGCCGAUACAGCGACGGAACGGAGGCGGAAGUGUUCUACAACUCCACCGGCUACUACGACGAGUACUUAUGGGGCGCGGCCUGGCUCUACUACGCCACCGGAAAUUCAUCGUACCUUCAGCUCGCCACAACUCCCGGCAUUGCGCGACACGCCGGAGCAUUUUGGGGAGGGAAGUAUUACGGCGUCUUUAGUUGGGACAACAAACUCGCCGGAGCUCAGGUGCUUUUGAGCCGGCUUCGAUUCUUCCUCAGCCCUGGCUAUCCGUACGAAGAGAUCUUGAGCACGUUCCACAACCAAACUCGGAUCGUCAUGUGUUCGUUCCUCCCUUAUUACACUACAUUCAACCGGACAAAAGGAGGUAUGAUCCAGUUAAACUAUGGCGAUCCUCAGCCUCUCCAAUACGUCGUAAAUGCAGCUUUCCUCGCUGCAGUUUUCAGCGACUACAUGAGAGCUGACGACACCCCGGGAUGGUACUGCGGCCCGCAAUUCUACUCGACGGAUAUUCUGCGCGAAUUCGCGCAGACUCAAAUCAAUUACAUUCUCGGCGACAAUCCGAGGAAGAUGAGCUACGUCGUCGGCUACGGCAGCCAUUAUCCGAAACACGUGCACCAUCGAGGCGCGUCGAUUCCGAAGGGCAAGAAGGUCGGCUGCACGGAGGGGUGGCGAUACCGUGACUCGUCGAAGCCUAAUCCGAAUACGCUCACCGGAGCGUUGGUCGCCGGCCCCGACAAGCACGACGGAUUCCACGAUGUCCGGAAGAAUUACAAUUACACGGAGCCGACUCUCGCCGGCAAUGCUGGCCUAGUUGCUGCUCUCGUCGCGCUAUCGGGAGAUAAGGAUGUGAGCAUCGACAAGAACACGAUAUUCUCGGCCGUUCCGCCUAUGUUUCCAACGCCGCCGCCUCCGCCGGCGGCGUGGCGGCCGUGAGACGACGGCGGCGGACGGCGCCGGUUUGUUCUGGUCUUGCUAAUUUUGGAGGAACAAAAAUCUUUGGAGGAGGAAAGAAAGGAUCACUGAUCAUACAUAUGAAAACCAAAGUUAUUUUCUUUUUUCCUUUUUUUUUUUAUUAUAUUUUUGGAUGUCGAAGUGUGGAAAUGGAAAAUGGGCUCAGCAAUGUGUACAUAAAACAGACAGACAGUACCGGUGGUUCGUUAAAUUUGUAAUUUCAAUAGUGUUUUACAA
Molecule: messenger RNA, 2181 nt
Organism: Andrographis paniculata
Lineage: Eukaryota; Viridiplantae; Streptophyta; Magnoliopsida; Lamiales; Acanthaceae
Product: endoglucanase 25-like
Exons: 6
Coding region: 76-1926 (616 amino acids)
Biological process (GO): carbohydrate metabolic process
Molecular function (GO): hydrolase activity, hydrolyzing O-glycosyl compounds
Source: RefSeq, a predicted model, not a curated record